GGUCUCGUUAAAUUGGCCCACGUAAAAAAUAAAACGAACUGCUGCAGGGGCAAAUUGUCCAUGACGAAGGCCGAAAAAAAUAAUUGAAUCUCGAACCGGGAAAGAAAAAAAAACCACCCCCCCACCACCUCCACCUCCACCUCUCCCUGGGCCAGCAUGCGCUCCCACACCCACGCCUCGCCGCCCCCGGCGCCGGCCCCGGUCGCCGCCCUCCUCGCCACGCUCGCCGCGCGCCUGCCAAGCCGGCGGCACCAGCAGCACGCGGCACGUGCAGGUGCGGACGCCGAGUCGCGCGCGCUGCUGGUGCCGCCGCCACCGCGGAGGCGCGAGCCCCGGCACGUCGUGCGCGUGCAGGGCCGUCUCGCGCCCGUGCGCAGCGUGUCGGCGGCGGGCGGGGGCAACACCGGGGCGAGGGGAAGGGGGGCGGCGCGGGGCAGGAGGAGGAGGAGCGCUGGCGAUAUCUUGGAGGGUGGGGGAGGGGCAGCAGGUGGCGAGGAGGACGAGGAGGAGGACGACGACGACGACGAGCAGGCCGCGCACGACGUCGCGAGGCGCGACGCCCAGCUCAGGGGCUACGGCAUCGGCGGCCGGGGAAACAUUCGUAAGUUGCGCUGCCCCUCUGUCCCUCGCUAGGAGGCGGCCGUCGCGCGAAGCGUGCUAACCGCGGCGCAGGCCGGCCGACGGAGGCCAUGGGGUCGCCGUCCCCGUCCUCGCGCUCGUCCUCGCGCUCGCUGUCGUCGCUGUGGGCGCCCUCGGGCGCAGCCGUCGAGGGGGCGGCGAGGGCGAGCCCGUCGAAGCGGUGGUCUGUUGCCGGACUCUGGAGCCGUGUCGAGGCGCUCAGGGA
This is a messenger RNA of Durotheca rogersii, 844 nucleotides long. RefSeq lists its product as uncharacterized. The coding region runs from base 157 to 633 and encodes 158 amino acids. The record is from RefSeq and is a predicted model, not a curated record. NCBI's taxonomy places the organism in Eukaryota, Fungi, Ascomycota, Sordariomycetes, Xylariales, Xylariaceae. The transcript has a single exon.